Messenger RNA from Aedes albopictus (Asian tiger mosquito), 1097 nucleotides. RefSeq lists its product as uncharacterized. The coding region runs from base 296 to 958 and encodes 220 amino acids. The transcript has a single exon. NCBI's taxonomy places the organism in Eukaryota, Metazoa, Arthropoda, Insecta, Diptera, Culicidae. Gene Ontology annotation, molecular function: N-acetyltransferase activity. The record is from RefSeq and is a predicted model, not a curated record.
UACAACUUAAUUACUUGUAGACGCAUAAAUCAACACCUAAUUAACUAGCACACUAGUUGUGAUUUUUUUCAACAUUUGUGCUGAUUCUGAUCGGCAACUAUCAGCAUCGGCCCUACAAGCCCCCCAUAGUGAUAUGCAUAGCAUAUACGCUUGACUACGUGGGAAAAUACAGAGAUAAUCACCCACUCAAAACCGCAAAACUAUUAAGCAAUCUAACGCCGAGAUGGAUUCCCCAACUCUAUCUGUUUCCAAGUCGCAUCAGAUAAGAUUAGUCAUUAUUCAGUGACCUUUGAAGAUGGAAGCAGCCUCGUCGAACGGUAUCCAGUUUCGGCAAGCGAUCUCAACCGAUAGGGAAGCGUUGCGUGAAGCUUUGGCGAAGUUCUUCUACCCGGAGGAACCUUUAACGGUUGGUUACUAUCGGGGUAGUGAUGUCACCGAUGACGAUAUGGAGUUCUCGUUGUCCCUCAUCGAGGAGGGGUUCGUUUGGUUGGGCGUGGAGGAGAAGAGCGGACGAAUCGUUGCACUAUCCGGAGGAGCCUUUAGCGAACCUGAUGAAGCGCAGCAGCUGAUAGAUUUUGCUGGGCGAACUGAGAGCAAGAAGUUUGCGGAUAUUUUACGGUUGUUGGGGCGCUUAGCUCUCGAGGUGGACGUUUUCAAUCGCUUUGGGGUGAGCAAAGUGUAUCACUUGCAUUACUUGGCCGUUGACUCUCGAUUGCGAGGACGAUCGCUUGGAAGGAUACUGAUGGGGAAGCAGUUUGAACACGCUAGGGAAUGUGGUGCAAAGGUACUUUGCGCGGAUGUCACUGGCUUCUAUUCAGCGAAGCUGUUUGAGUCCUUGGGAUUGCAGUGCGUUAAAUCCAUAGAUUACAAGAAAUACUUCGACGAGGAUGGCCAGCAGAUGUUUUUAGUUGAGGAACCACACGUGUGUAUCAAAGGUAUGGUGAAGAUAUUGGAAUAAUAAGUUUUGAAACAGUGUGGAACUUGCUUUUCAAACUUGAAUCUAUGCUGAUAUGAAAGAAACCCGACGAUUGUGUUACAAGAUACAAGAUAUCCGAAUGCCAGUUCAAAUAGCUUAUCCCGGUUUUAAUCCGAAACGU